This is a messenger RNA of Paramuricea clavata, 5625 nucleotides long. Lineage: Eukaryota; Metazoa; Cnidaria; Anthozoa; Malacalcyonacea; Plexauridae. The record is from the annotation of a GenBank genome assembly.
AUGUCGAAGAAGAAGAGACGGAAUGGUUUAUUCGAUCUGGAAGAAGUUAAGAAAAGAUUUGAUGAGGAAAAAAGUUGUGCAGAUAGCGUUAAACAACAGGUUGUCGGUUUACAAAAAUUCGAUCUCGUAGACAUUUUUGUAACAAAAGGUCUCAGUUUCACUGAGGACGAAACACUUCAACUUCUUGCUGCCAAGUUGACUUUCCAAGGUGUUUGUAACCUACGAAAGACGAUACACCAAGUUCCUUCCAAUAUAAGACGAGUUAUAUCUGGAAAACCGUUGCGGGCGACGUUAAUGUGGGAUACUUUUAAUGCCCUUUGUUCGUUGACCAAUUGCCACGUUUUGCGGCCUACGUCUGUUGAUGAGCUCUCGCUUUGCUAUUUCCAUAAACGGUUCAUUAGUUACUGUAAGUAAAUUCCUACAUUCUCAUCACCGCCCGACCAUAUUUGGAUUUCCGCGUUGAUAUAUUUUGUUAUAAAGUAUAAAUUUACCGUUCGACCCAGCAUCUUUAAAAGAUUCACUUAUUUUUAUAUUUAAUAUGGAAUUUUUGCGAUAUAAAAUUAAAUUGUUUUAUCGUUAAUAUUGUAACAUCAUAUGCAACAUGUGAGCUUAUUACAAUGAUUUGUGUGGAGUCUGUGCACCCUUGUGUAUUUUCCUUGUGUAUGUUCAUUAAUAGCAGCAUUCUCCUAUAUUGCUAUAAGUAUAAUAUAUUAAUUAAGGCCAAAUACAAAAAUACCUCCCUCUCCAAUUUUUUAUAUUUUGAUAUAAAACAUAAACGUCCUGGCUGACUUGGACUUUUUGAAAUUUAGUGAUGAGAAUCAAGGAAUUUAUUUUCUAUGGCCUUAUUUAUAAAUCAGGCAACAUCUGCGAGAACAACCCCAUUUUAUGCCUAUCAAAAACGCUGGACCCCCUUAAAAAUAUCUAACAAUUAUAGCACCUAGGCUCGAUUAACCAUAACUCAAGUCGAACCUUCCCGAAUGCCGGCCGGUAAUUGAGCUUAUAUAGCACCCCCCCAGUUUAUCUUUUCAUGCUUAUGUUCAUGCUUUUAUCUGAUGCUGUCUGAAUAUUAUUGAAAAUACAACCAAUGAAAAGGAUGCGAAAAUGCAUAUAUGUUUUCUCGAUAUAUAGUAAAUACAUUACAUCAUUAUUGCCCACCUUCCGUCGUUCCAGCAAUGCUAUUCUGUGGUUAGGGUGGAAAAUUAGCAGGGGAGGGGGCAAGUAUUUUUGGUGGGUAGAAACUUUAAUUUCUUAAUUUUAACAUUAAAAUUAUACAAUUUUCCUAUUUCCAUGUAGUUUCUAUGUAGUUUCUGAAAGUUAUAAUUAUAUCAAUUUCUACAUUUUAUAUGUAGCAAUCACUGCUGGGUUUCAUUCAGCGGAUUUGCAGAGGCAUAUAAUGAAACCUACGAGCAGCAAAUCAUCCAAUAUGCUUCACGUUUGAAAUGUAAGUUCUAUUUAAAAUUUCUAUCAAGAUAAAAUGCUUCUAGUGUCAAAUUAUUCACCUUUACCCUGGUUCCAGAGGCUCUUUGCGAGGCGAAAGAAAUGAUAGCUACCUGUAUGUAUAAUUAGUUUGCAGUAUUAAAUGUUCAUUUCCCAAACUGGUUUGACAUAUUUUUGCAAAUGGCCAAUCACAUGCGAGAUUCAAGUUCUGAACCUAAUCAAGUGUGGAAGUCCUUCUCGCCUCUUGUUUAUUUUGCCUCGCAAAGAGCUUCUAGAACCAGGGUAGUUCAUCUUUAGUUGACAAUUAUUUUGUAAUUUGUUUUUCAGCCUGUUCAACUUCAGCGGAGCAAGCAGAAGAGGCUCCAGAAGAUUGUAGUAUUGGUGUGUACCCUUUUAAUUUAAUUUAAUACCUACUAGGUUUAGUAUUUAGAAUUUGGCCAAAUCCAACAAUAGCAGGCUGUGGGUGAAUAUUUGACAUAUUUAGUAUUUUUGCACAAGUAAAAAUAACAAAUCUUACAAGUUGAUGGGUCAAAUUUGACGUAUUAAGCUGUGUUAUAUUUAUAGGUAUUUUAACGGGCGAACUAUCUGCCAAGUCGGUUGCCAAGUGCUUCUGGCAUUGUGAAGUAGAGGAGGAGCUAAAAGACAGAGGGUUAAGAGAAAAAUGGAUCUUUGCACCUAAUCAAUCUGGAACCAAUGAGCACAUGGGCACAUAUGAUGAUGUCAUGGAAUAUGUUGACAGAAACCGCUGUGAAGAAUUAUACAGCCAUAAGUGCUCUUCCCAUUGUAAACGACAAGGUAAGUCAGAAAUGUAGAUUUUGCAAUAUUUUACAAUUUUGUAAAGACAAUAUACAGUAUGAAACCCUUACAGAUAUAAAUGCUUUGUUGACAUUUGACAAUAACAAUGGCAUUCUGAGGAAAAAUAUACCUGCAGAGUAUCGUAGUUGUAUUUAGUAUGUGCUGUGCAAUACAGGGAACCUGCCCCAUAAAUUUCAGUCUGCUAAAACAUACUCCAUUUUAUCUUGCUUUUUAGGGUGUGGCAGAUUGUACGUUGCUGAUGGCAAUUGGAAAUUACGCUAUGCUCAUUGUAUGUGGAAAGUGCCUGUUAGUGUGUCUGGUUUCGGGAAAAUUAACUAUCCCAGCAUAUGCCCCCUCUCACCAAAACGAGGUCAUGCUUUUUGCAAUGAGCAUUCUGAAAAAGCACAGGCAAUGGGCUAUGAAACAGGAUUGAGGGACCUAUACAAAAAAUGUGGAGUGACUGGUGUUGAAGUGGAUCAAGGUAACUGACAGAUUUUAAUAAGAAUUCCAGACAGAAGAUUCAACUUCAAAAUAAAAGUUAAGUUAAUUAAGCCUAUUGUUUGGGAAGAGCAUUGAAAAACUGUGUAGACAAACAAAAUUGCAGGUCCAUCAAAGGAUAGAAGCAUCAAAUUUGGUAGCAUUUAAAAAUUCAGGAAAAUUAGUAUAAAUAUUGUAUGGGAAAAUACUGAGGUGAGCAUACGCUGUCCCACCUCACUAUUUUUCCAUACUAUGUAUUUAUACUAAUUUUUGAGAAUUUCAAAAUGCUACCAAACUGGAUGCCUUUAGCCUAUGGACCUGAAAAUGUUUUUCUUCUCGUAGUACAUAGUUUUUGAUGCUCUUUCCAAACAACAGGUUGACUUAAUUUUAACUUAAUGUUUGUUUUGGAGUUGAACCGAUACCCCGGAAAAUCCACCCACUGUGAUAUCACCGCCGGGGCUACCCUGGUUCUUUGCAAGGUGAAAGAUACAAGAGGCGAGAACGAAGAGCCUCUGGUCACAUUGGUUGCAAAUCCCACUUCUACACUUGAUUAGGUUCAGAGUUUGACAUAUUUUUACAACUGACCAAUCACAUGCGAGAUUCAAAUUCUGAACCUUAUAAUCAAGUGUGGAAGUGGGAUUUGCAACCAAUGUGACGAGAGGCUCUUCCCUCUCGCCUCUUGUAUCUUUCGCCUUGCAAAUAUUUCAAUUUUUGGAUUUGUUAAACAAAUGGAACAAAUUGUGAUUGGGUCAAGGUACAUGCUAGAAGGCCAGAAGCUCAAAAGGAACGUUGAAUCCUAAUCAAGUUUCAGAUUGAAUCUUAAAAAUCCACAUGUUGAGGUGGAUUCAUCAGAUUCGAACCUAUUUUAAGAUUUUGUUAAAUAAAACUGAAAAUUGAUCAUUGGAUUUGAAGAUCCAAAUUCAGAUUGCACUAAAGGAAUGCUCCCCUAGGAAUUUCCUGAUAUCCCUGGAGAAGGGGGGGGGGGGGCAAAUUUCCUGUGACACCAGAGGUCUGGAAUUCUUGAUUCUUGUAUUCUUGAAGCAAACCAGUGGUCCAAAAUUAAUUAGUGUCCAUGUAAUUACAGCGAAAGAGACAUUUUAGUUGGAUAGAUUCAUUCUUAUUCUUCUCUCCUCUUAAUUAAGAACCCACAUAAUGGUGUUGAUAUAAGUAUUCUUUAAAAGAAGUUGCUGUCAUACAUUGUUAUUUAAAUGGCUUGAUGUAUGGGGCUUUAACCCCAACCAAAAUAUGGGCUUCACUACUAACAUAUAGUUUAUUUUCCUGAAUUUAAGCACUGGACGAAAUGUCAUCCAAGCCAUUGUUAUCUGGUAAGAAAAAUUGUUGUACAUAAUAUUUCUAUUGCUGUCUAUACUGCAUAUGUUUUAGUCAGUAUGUUCAUCAGACACACCAGUGUGGAGUCAUGAGAACAAGUUCGACAAUUUCCAAUUUAUAAUAGUAAAAAGGCUUUUUCCAAAAUCAAUUGCAGUCAAAAACGGUGUAAGGCAUACAACAAUGUAGUAUACAAAUUUGUUGCUGCAAAGCCUCAAUUAUAAACUUAAAAUUUUGUAGACUCAUCAUUUGAUGCAGUUUCUGGUUGUUUGGAAGGGUUUGUGGAUCAAAGUAACAAUAAUAAUACCCCUAAUGCUUCUACAUUUCGAGGUAAUGUACAACUAGUUGAAUCAGAGUUGUUCUUUGACAAAGCUAAAAGGUCAAUUUGAACAUUUUAUGUUACAUGUUCACACAAAAAAACUUUGACCAACCAAGCAAAAGUGAAGUCUUCACUGUGAAUUAGACAUGAGAUCACUCAAUCGACUUAAUUAUUAAUUAUGAGAAAAUUCAGUAAAAAUGUAUUGAUUAGAUAUAGAUUCAACAACAAUCAUGCAACUUGUUCAACUUACAACCUUGAUCAGAUGCUAGUGAAUUUUCUCCUCUUACAAAAUAUAGAUUUUUUCUUCAUAAUUUGGGAAUUGAAAUUUUAUGUAUAUUGAACAAAUUUUGUUGCAAAUUAUAAAAUUUCUCUUUAAUUAAAGGCACCACAGAUUUCUUAUUGAACAACCCUGCAUUUGUGGAAGAUAACAGUGUUGAGAGUGAUCUCAAGUGCAACAAAGAUACAGGGGGAUUAAAAACGUUGCAUUUUUGGUCAAGAGGUGUAUUUUUCAUAGUCAGUGCAGGUGGACACAUAGAAUACUGGCAGCCGCUUUACAAGUGAGUUUUUGUUUUGUAUUCAUGUGGUUGUAAAAAGUAGACACAACUUGUCGUACAGAGGCAGUAAAGCACUAUAGGUCAAUUUGUACUCUCAAGGUUUCUGUGAUCAAAGACAAAGUGUUCUUUAAUCAGUACAUACAGUACAUGUUUUUGACAAAUGGGUUUAGCAAGGAAGUUGAAUUGUACUUAGGUUGUAAUGACAAUUGUUUUGUGUGUCCUAGGUCAGAAUCACCUACCCAAGCAUUCCUAAUAACUGUUCUAUGGCUUUAUCGCAAAUUUAAAGCACUAGAAGAUGCUGGAUAUUGCCGAGAUGAAAUCAUAAGUGAAAUUUCAUCGACCGUGUUGUCUUAUGAUAAUAUGUGCCAUAUGGAUGGCCUGUUAAUAGCCAAGAAAAAUUUACCGUUACCUUACCCUUACGAUGAAAUGUGGAAGCGUGUUGGAAAGGUUAUCGAUAGAUUACACCUGAAAAACCAUGUGGAUCCGAAAUGCAAAAGACUAUACAAUCCUGAUGAUAAAUUGCCACAUGAAUUCAAUACGAUGGCACGUGAGCAAACAUUCGUUUGGGCUAGCCGAUUUAAAAAGGUUAUGUGCGCUAUGCCUCAUAUUCAUCAGUUUUUCUUUUUACACAGAAUUGUCAAAUAUAGAAACAAAUACACGGAAAAAUGUCACAUCAACUCCAAAAUACCAAUUCUCCCGAAACUAACAAAAAUGUGA